AUGUCCUCUGUGUCGUUCACUAAAAAAGAGCUCUUGACUUGUAUUAAGGCAAGCUCAACAUGGGCUCAGUGGGACAAUCCUAACGAAGGCUUAGUAGACUUGAUACAACCGUUUGUGGACGGCCCUUACGAAGUUAAAGAUUUUUCGGCUGCGAAUAGCGAAGCGGCACAAGAAGCGCGGGACAGGGUCAACCACUUGAUUGGGAAACACAUCCUAAAGACCAAGCUGAGCUCUGGCAGCUGGUAUGCGUACACAAAAGGAAAGAAGCAAUACCGAUUCGCUCUCCGCUAUUGCAGCGAACCCACCACCCUAUAUUUCAAGCGUAUUACUAGAUCUUUGAGCCGUGAAAAACAGCUUUCCUAA
Lachancea thermotolerans CBS 6340 is the source of this 363-nucleotide messenger RNA. Its product is annotated as KLTH0C08954p. The record is from RefSeq and is a predicted model, not a curated record. NCBI's taxonomy places the organism in Eukaryota, Fungi, Ascomycota, Saccharomycetes, Saccharomycetales, Saccharomycetaceae. Bases 1 to 363 code for a protein of 120 amino acids. The transcript has a single exon.